GCGCGCGCAAAAAAAAACAACCCAAACAAAAGCAAAACAGUGACGCAGAGUACACAGAGUGUUUAAAUAUAGCGCUAUAGAUAAAAGGUACAACGCAGUGCUUAGGAAAAGCGUCAGCUGACAUGAGGCAUUACUGUGUUGUUAUGUAAUGUCCAGGUCAGGGAUCUGACAUGAGAGAAAGAGAGAGAGAAGGCCUGACAGUGACUGACGUAUAUUAAUAGAUAUAAACUGAGAAGGAGACAGAAAAUCAGUCAGAAAGCAGGUAAGAAUAAAUACCAUGACAUAACGGUGGAUUUGUUUUCACCUUCUUUCUCUCUCUCUCUCUCUCUCUCUCUCUCUCUCUCUCUCUCUCUCUCUCUCUAUCUAUCUAUCUCUCUCAUUAACAGAGGAAUGACGCAGUUGUAUGAGGCCAGAGGAAAGGGCUGCUGCCAUGGAAGAAGAGUGCACCACAACACACACACACACACACACACACACACACACACACACACACAGAGUGACUGACAGUGCUACAGGAUUGAGGCUCCUGAUUUAGGAGGAAGAGUAGAAUCAGGUAUGAGAAUCAACAUUCUCAGUUCAUCUCUUUGGGAAUAUAAAAAAAAUAGCAGGUGUGUGAGAGAGACGGACAGACAGACAGAGAGUGUGUGUUUUGAGUUGAUUAGGAAUACAGACCUGGUCAGGUGACCGUGAGUGACUGUAUGUGUGUAUAUGUGUGUAAGAGCUCUUUUUUCCAAAGGUCCUCAUGGAGGAUGGUAUAGGAGAAAGGUCCUUCAUUAUGUAUGUGCAGUCAGAGAAGAAGCAGACAAGAGACGAUCAUGAUCGGGACGUCUGCACUGCAGAAAGCGCUGUGAUGCGAUUCUUGCUCUGCGUAUGACUGGACGCCAGCAGCUGUGUUUCAUUUUGCUGAGAUGAUGGUGGUCCAUUCCAGCUGCAAUGGGAUGAUGGACAACUUGCACCCCCACACUGUUCUUUCUCGACUCAGCGAACAACGAUCACUUGGCCUGUUCUGUGAUGUUACCAUUGUUGUGGAGGACAUCAAAUUCCGUGCUCACAGAAAUGUCUUGGCUGCGACUAGCGGAUAUUUCCGCAACGCUUUCACAGCCUCUGAGACUUGUGGUUCCAGCCAGGUGCUGGAAAUUCCAGAUCUCAAGUCAGAGGUGUUUGCCAGCAUCCUUAAUUUCAUUUACUCCUCCAAAGUGGAUUUAGCAAGUAAAGGGGACAACAAGUCCUUAAUAGCUGCAGGGAAAAGGUUAGGGAUCCCCUUUCUUGAGAAGCUUCUUGAGAUUGAAAGGCAAGACUCUGGAAUGACACAAAGCCAAGCCUUUGCUAAAUCAGAAAGUUCAAUGAAUCAGACAAAACUGUCUGUUUGCAGCACUUUGAAGAAGGAGGCACCACGGCUUGAGGAGCAAGAGUGCUCCAAAGGUCCACGGAUAACUAAUGCUUUCUCCAUCACAGAAGUGGCAGAAGUUAACAACCCAUUUAGUUCAGUGGACUCGCACAGUAAUGGCCACCAAUCACCAGACAUGGCUCAACAACCGCUAUCAGGAAUACCCUCUGUCGAAAGUGAUUCUGUUGAUGCCAUGUUUGAACACUCAUACGCUGUAAACCAAGGCCAUCAGACUUCUGAGCUAAAAGAGAACGUACAACAAUAUAAUAAAGAGGUCAUAAAGCCUGUAGUGCUACCUUGCAAGACUCUGUCCAACCAUAGACUUGGUCCCAUUAAAAAGCGCCAUCGACUUUGCAAAAGUUUGGCACCCAUAUCCAGUGAAACUAGUGAAUUUGUUCAGAGUCCUGUUAGCAGUUCUGUUGUACAAAAUGGUCCCCCUGACUCCACAUCUAUGCUGCAGUCUUCAUGCUCAAAUUCAGCCUUGUGUUCUGCACCCGACUUGUUGCCUCCACCUGAGAUUUUGCCCCCACAGGAUGAUGAUCCGCCUUCCUUAAGUCCUGAAGAUGUACCAACAUCUACAACUCACCGAUGCCAGCAAUGUCCUGAGGCCUUCAGUAGUUCAGCACUUCUUGCUGUCCAUAUGCAAAGCCACAAGAGAAGAUUUGUCAGUCAUCUGUUUUGCAAGUACUGCAAUAAAAAGUUCAUGCACCUGAAACGAUUGCGCAAUCACGAACAAGUGUGUGUGAAAGGUUUACCACAGGUGGAGCCGAAUGGCAAAGAGGCUUCAGUGAGUCUAGACUCAAGUAGCACACCCUUCCUAGAGGAUACACCUUUCCCAAGUUCUGAUCUUCAAGAUCCUCCAGAACUUGAUAGUACAUUAUCAGACCCGUUGGAAGCACUUCAAGAAGAAGUUACCAAAUCAAACAGUCAACGGGUUUAUAAAUGCAGUGUGUGCAAACGAUCCUAUGUAACUCUGUCUAGCUUAAAAAGACAUGAGAAUGUGCAUUCAUGGCAAAGAGCCUAUCCUUGUCACUACUGCAAUAAAGUUUUUGCUUUGGCAGAAUACCGUACCAAACAUGAGAUCUGGCACACAGGAGAGCGGCGCUAUCAGUGCAUCUUUUGCUUAGAGACAUUCUUGACUUACUACAUCCUCAAAAACCAUCAGAAGUCAUUUCAUGGCAUUGAUCCACGUCUGGCAGUGAAUAAAAAAUCUGCUAAUGGUGGUUUCAAGGGAAGUGUAUACCCCAUAAAACUCUACAGACUUUUACCAAUGAAGUUCAAGAAGAAAAGGUACAAGACUUAUAGUCAGACUUAUUCUGAAGUCAUGGGCAACCACGAGCAUUCUUUCACUGCCCCGCUAGAUGUUAACUCACAAGCUGCUCCACUUAAAGGCACAGCUCCUAUUCAUAACCUAGAGUGUGCUACUAGUGGUCAAUCAUUAUUCUCAAUGCCUGUGACCUUUAUGGCAACUCCAAAGAUGAUGGCUUCGGAAAUGCCUCACAUUACCUUUGACCAGCCAUGUGACCAACAUGUAGAAACUUCUUUGCCUUCUGAUAAGAAUUUGUCUCAUAUCGAAGAGGAAGGCUUUAACCCUACUAAUAACCAUAGUGGAUUGACAGGCUUUCAGGCCUCUGUGUCACCCGUUUUCGGUUGUGGAUACACCCCAUCUUUGACAACAGGGGAAAACACCAUGUCCUCUACGAUAAUGCACAGAAACUCAUCUCCCACACAAUGCAGUAGUAACACAAGCAGAGAUGUUAUGCCAUUCCUCAACAUACCACCAGUAUGCUCAUUUGAGGGACUGAGCAAGCUUAGUGAAUUAUCUGCAGCUGCACAAACUAUUGAAGUAAUGGCUAAUCAAUUGCUUCAGCCACAACCAGAGACCCUGACGCCGAACCUUCGCCCUGAUGGUAAGACAGAAACAUACAUUGCCAAGCCUGCUUGUCCUGGUCCAUCAGUGAACAACCCAGUCUUGCCACUGUGUCAGAUAACUGUCAAAAUUGGCAAUGAGGCCAUUAUUCGACGCAAGAUUAAAGGCUCAAAGCUUUUCCCAAAGAGGAAAAAGAGAAGAAACUGGAAGCAAGAUAAUGAGAAAGGGAACACAGCAGAGGAUGAUCUAGGAUUCCCAAAUCUGCGCCUACGGACAGAAGUUCCAAGCUCAGUCAUAGAAGAUGAGCCAUAUGAUGAUGUGAAUGAUCCUGAAAAUGACAAACUGUGGCGUCCUUAUUACUCAUACAAACCUAAAAAGAAGGGCAAAAGAUUCAGAUCCAAGCGGAAAAGGUUAAAGGCUUCUCAGUACUAUACAAAGCCACUGUCUCCUGAACCAGAUGAUGACUUCAUGGAAAUGGAUUGUGGUCUAGAGGAAAGAGUCGCAGCCGAGAGAUCUGAGUCUAGGAUGGAGCUAAGGAGUCAAAGUCCAAAAGAGAAUUUUACCUGCCAUUGCUGUAGUAGCUCCUUCUCGACUUCAGCCACCCUCAGCAUGCAUAUUGUCAACUGCCAUCAGCCUCGCUGCAAGAUUUGUGGUAAACAGUGUCCUAUCAACGAGCUUCCCAAUGCAGAUGUCCCAUUCACCGAGGAUUUUGCCUGCCAAAGUUGCACAGAGGAUGGCUCAUGCUUUAACUCGAUAGGGUUGACUCGUAGCCUGAGUAGUGAAAAACGCUACCGCUGCUCAUACUGCCCACAGCGGUUCCUCUACCUUGCCACCAAAAAGAGCCAUGAAACAAAACAUCUUGAAAGGUUCAGUACGGAACAUAGUUGUCGGUACUGCCCUAAAGUGUGCAAGUCUGCAAUGCUGCUGAGCAUACAUGAGAGCAAGCACUUCAAUAAGGUAAAAGAGACAGAAAAUAGUGAGACAAUCACAAGAUCAUACUUGCCUGCUUCAGAAAGCAAAGAACAACCGAAAAUUGAACCCUGGGCAAGUCCUAAAAUCUGCUUACCACUCAGCCCUAAAACUGAGGAGGCACUGGAUAUGGAUGCUAAGGGAAUUUAUCCCCAAAUCCCUCAACUCCACAAAAAGACAUCCCUUUUGUUGUCCUGUAAAGGUGACAGGACUUUGUCUCCAUUUCAUCCAGAGAUUCAGAGAAGAAAAUCGAAAAAGAAAAGCUUUGUGGAAUAUUCUAAAGACUCCACUCUGGGGUUUGAGACUCAAGUGAAAAAGGCCCAUCUGCCUAAAAGUUUAACAAACAACCAUCUCAACACAUCCAACCUCUAUACAACAUGUCUGAAAAGAGUGCCUGCGAUUAAGGGCGCUUCCCUGCAGUCACCCAAGUCAGAGUGGCAUUUGUGUAAAGAGGAACCUGUUUUUUAUGCCCACAACUGAUUCUGAAGGAAGGAAAUGCAGAAAAUGAUGUUACACAGUAAACGUUAAUGAGCGCAGUACGAAGACGCACAUUUGAACCUAUGUGACAGGAAUGAAAGUUGAUAAAAAGUUGUCACUUUACAAUGGUGUAAAUAUAAAGAAUUUUUAUUUGUUUCCUGCAAAAUACUGUUGGUAAUUUUUUAUGUUUUUUCUAUGAGAGGAGAAAAUUUUAUUUUUGUAUGUUUUCAUUUGCCUCCCUGGAUCAAGUGGAUGUGUCAUUGCUUAUCAGAUGCUUAACAGAAGCAGGACUUAAUCACAAUUCAAAGACUCGAUUAAAAUGUUCUCCAUCAUAUUCACAUUAUUUGUCAACAUACACUUGCGGGCGAUUCAUUAAUUUUUCAUUAAUUUUGAACUACUCUUUUAAGUGAAUUGGGCAAAUCGUAUGACAAGUAUGGAAAUACUAGCAGGUAGAUGUCACUGUAACUGCCGUAACUUGCAAAUCAAAUAAAUUUAAAAUUACUUUACUUAGUGUUUGAUUUAAUAAUAAUAAUUUAAAAAAAAAAGGUAGUUCAAAAGGAAUUGAAGCACUAAAGUGAGUUAUUAUUGUGACUCUUGCAAUGGUCAAUUCAAUGAAAUGUGUAAUUCUGUUGACAUUAAAGUGAUUGAUAUGGUAUGUUAACCCAAAGUGUCUAUGAUGCCCUCUAGUGGCUGGUUGUUUAAUUUUUAACCCUGUCCUUAUACAUAUCAAUGAAUGGACUACUUGUCCGGUUAUUUUGUCAGUUGUGGUCUCUAAGAUUUUCGUUUAUGUUUAUAUUUCUUCCAGUAUUUUUGUUUAUAAUGAAUAUAUUUUAAUGGAAUUAUAAACAUACUAGAAUUAAUGCACUUGCAUUAGGCACGCAGACACUUUCCCUUAUUUGGCAGACUUGCAUUAUUUGACAAUAUAUGGCAUAGGAUUCCCACAAUACCCAUGUACAACUAUAUGGUUAAAAUGGAAAUUCAAAGCAUGGGGGGGUAUUAAUGUAACCCCGUGUCUGUGCACCUUCUCCGUUGUCACUGGGCACAGCUGUAAUUAGAAGUUAACAUCAUUCGGCAGAUGUUUCAUUAGUCCUGUAGUUUAAUCCGUUUGUUUCCAGUUAUACACAUAGUAAAAUAUUUUGCAGUUAUAUCAAAGUAUUCCAACGACUCCAAGUGACUAAUGUGGUCUGGGUCACUGAAAAAAAAACGACCUUUUUUUUUUUCCAAAAAUGGGCAACCUGUGUAUGCCCAUUGCAGUUUUGAAUGUUAUAUGAAUGUGAUGGGUCUCCUUUUAUUACAGCUGCUGAACAGGUUAUUACCUGUGUAAUCUGUCAUUUCUUAUUUCAUAACAUGCUUGCUAUUUUUAUUUUUGCUUAGUUUUAUUAUUACACCCAUUUGUGGAGGCUCCAGAAUAUGAUAUGUAGCCUACUGUACUGUUCCUGAAUCCACUGCUCAGGCAGUAAAAACAGAUUGUGAAUAAGACAUGGGUGAACUCUUUGUAUUCACGUGUAACCUUAAGUAGUAGAUCCACCUCAUUGUCAGUCCACACAUACGACUCUUUGUGUUUAUUUUUCAUUUGUUAUUUUUCAACUUUUAACCAAGUUGGUGUUUUUCUUCAUUUCAAUGUUCUAAUUGUUCACACAAAUGCUCCAAUGAAGGAUGCGCAAUAAAUAUUAUUAAUUGUAAUAAA
Ictalurus punctatus (channel catfish) is the source of this 6390-nucleotide messenger RNA. RefSeq names its product zinc finger and BTB domain containing 38 (gene zbtb38). The transcript has 4 exons. Bases 909 to 4706 code for a protein of 1265 amino acids. Lineage: Eukaryota; Metazoa; Chordata; Actinopteri; Siluriformes; Ictaluridae. The record is from RefSeq and is a predicted model, not a curated record. Gene Ontology annotation, molecular function: protein binding. Gene Ontology annotation, biological process: regulation of immune system process; negative regulation of transcription by RNA polymerase II; regulation of cytokine production.